CUGGCCCGAGGUACUGUCUUUCCUCUGGUUGUGUUUGGAUCUAUUUUACAAUUACAAUUACAAUUAGGGCAUUAAGCAGAAGCUUUUAUCCAAAGCGACUUACAUCGGUUAAUACACACAUUGACACACCGACGGCAGAGUCAACCAUGCAAGGCAACCGCCAGCUCGUCAGGAGCAGUUUUAUUAGUGUCUUGCUCAGGGACACAUCAACACAUCAACCUUUCGGUUACAUGGUCUGUGAAUAAUCAACAAAAUCAAACCUGACCCAGAUGUUGAAAAAAAAAUAGUCUUAUCACUUUAUCAAAUCGUAUUUAAUUGUUUAUAACAUCAGUAUUGUCAGAACAUGCUCUUAUUGGUGCACUUAGCCUACAAAUACGGACUUUGCUCCAGAUUCAGCAGUUGCAUGUCUUCAUUCAAGCAAAGACUACAAUCCUCAAUACACCAAUACUACCAAACACUGUAGAUUACAAAUGGCGGUGUUUUCUGAAAUAUUAGCCCUGGAGUGGAUGGACACAAGAGGUGUUUUAAUAUUCAUCUUUGUUUUCCUGAUCCUUGCUGACUAUCUAAGGAAUAGAAGCCCCUCCGAUUUUCCUCCCGGACCCUGGACUCUUCCUAUUAUUCGGGACACAUAUCGGGUUGAUCCCAACAAAAUGCAUUUGAAUUUUGAGAAGUUUGCUGUGAAAUAUGGACCAAUUUUUAGUCUUCAAAUCUUGGGUGGAAGAGUUGUGGUUGUCAACGGAUACAAGCUUAUGAGAGAAGUCUUGGUCAAGAGAGGAGAAGACUAUGCAGAUCGCCCAGGUCUACCAAUACUGUAUGAUGUGAUUGGAACAAAAGGUUUGUUGAUGUCAAGUGGUAUCUCAUGGAAGCAGCAGAGGAGAUUUGCUCUGUACACACUCAGGAACUUUGGUUUGGGUAAGACGCGUCUGGAACCAACCAUCCAGCAGGAGUGCCAGUACCUGAUUGAGAGCUUUGCACAGCAGCAAGGAGCGCCCUCCGAUCCUAGAACAGCCUUAAUCAAGGCCACCUCCAACAUCAUCUCCUGUUUGUUGUUUGGAGAACGCUUUGAGUACACUGAUAAGAAGCAUCAGUCUAUCGUUGAGGACUUCCGUGAAAUACUGAAGCUACAAGGAGGGCGAGGGGCGAUGCUGUACAACACGUUUCCAUGGCUGGUGAAGCAUUUUCCUGGACCUCACAGGGGGGUGUUCACUCUGACUCGUAGAGUUUUGUCCUACAUUGAAGAGCGGGUCAAAGAGCACAGAGUAGAUCAUGACCCCUCAUUGCCCAGAGACUACAUCGACUGCUUCCUCACAGAAAUGCUUAAGAAUGAAGCUCCUGAAUCAAGGUUUGACAUCGAGAACUUGAGUGUUUGUACAAUGGACCUAUUUCUUGCUGGGACAACAACCACCACCACCACUCUGCAGUGGGGACUGCUCUUCAUGGCUCACUACCCUGACAUACAAAAGAAAGUCCAAGCUGAACUAGAUAUCAUAGUUGGCUCAUCCAGGCAACCUUCCAUAUCUGACAGAGACAGCACUCCCUAUACUUACGCUGUCAUUCAAGAGACCCAAAGGAUGGGUAACAUCUUACCUCUCAAUAUUGUCCGUUUGACUAACAGGGACACCCCCCUUGGAAAGUACACCAUCCCAAAGGGCACUGUGGUGAUGGCCACCCUGAACUCUGUUCUUCAUGAUGAGACUGUGUGGGAAACGCCACACUCCUUCAACCCACAACACUUCCUGGACCAGGACAGCCAGGCUAGAAAGAGAGAGGCCUUCCUGCCCUUUUCAGCUGGGAAGCGUGUGUGUCCUGGGGAACAGCUGGCCAGGAUGGAGCUGUAUAUUUUCCUUUCCUCCCUCCUUCAAAGAUUUUCUUUCUCUGCCCCCCCUGGAGAAAAGCUCAAUCUGGACCCGGUGUUUGCGACCACUCACUGUCCCCAGCCCUUCCGCCUAUGUGCCACACCACGUUGAAUACAUUAUCCCAAGCCUUUCCAUAAUUUAGUCCUAUUAGACCAUCAGUGAUACAUAAUGGUUAUAAUAAAUGGCUGAUGCAAAAUAGAUGCCAACAUUUUGGGAUUCAAAGAUGUGCCAGAGGAACUUUUAAUCAUUGUUUGAUGAUAGAGUGAUGACUCUUUUGGAUGCUCAUUUCAAUAAUGAUGGAAUGAAUCUGGGCACAUAUCAAUCUUCUAAUACAUUUUUAGAAUAUUACGGUUUGAUUUUGUGGAAAUAACAUUGUUAAAGACGCCAAAUAUGGCAUCAUUGAGGAAGAUACUAAUAAUUGUGUUUGACUUUAAGCAACAAUUGUUUGCUAUUGUGUGGAUUUUUAUUAGUGAAGUUAUUACAAUCUUGAACACAGUAUUUAGACCUAAAUACAAUAUCAGAUUCUAUGUUGAAGCCAAUAACCAAAGCCUAUUCAUUAUAAUUUAAUCUCUAGAAUAGCACCAUAGGAAUAAUAUAAUCAAUGGCGUGCCGCCCUUUUGAGCUUUUUCCAUAAUGUUUCCAUAAUGUCUAUGCACAGUGAUUAUAUAAUGUGUGUCUGUGAUUACAAUGGGAUGACUCUCUCUCUCUCCGUCUGCGGUUUCCCCUAUGUUAACCUCUCUGGGGCGUUGAGCAAGUGGGCGUGGCUGAGAGAGGGGGCAGCUGAUGUGGUACACCUGUUCAGGUUUGGUCUGUAGGCUUAAUAAUGUUUACCACAUCGACCAGCCGAUCUAUUCUGACUGGCAGGUUGCCUUUUUGGUUUUGUUCAUCUUGGUUUUGUCUCUUAGGAUUUUUUGCAUCCUUUGGCUUGGUAUUAUUCUUUGUCUUGUAUUCACACCAUUCAACAUUCCCGCAACAAAGAUGUUCCACUCAAUCAUACACGACACACACCGCUGAUUAAACAGACUUCAGGUAUAAUCAUAUACAUUGUUUUAGAGGAAUAAAUAUUACCGUGAACCCCUUUAA
Gadus macrocephalus (Pacific cod) is the source of this 2939-nucleotide messenger RNA. RefSeq names its product cytochrome P450 2J2-like. Gene Ontology annotation, biological process: xenobiotic metabolic process. The transcript has 10 exons. Gene Ontology annotation, cellular component: cytoplasm; intracellular membrane-bounded organelle. Gene Ontology annotation, molecular function: iron ion binding; oxidoreductase activity, acting on paired donors, with incorporation or reduction of molecular oxygen, reduced flavin or flavoprotein as one donor, and incorporation of one atom of oxygen; heme binding. Bases 471 to 1967 code for a protein of 498 amino acids. NCBI's taxonomy places the organism in Eukaryota, Metazoa, Chordata, Actinopteri, Gadiformes, Gadidae. The record is from RefSeq and is a predicted model, not a curated record.